Messenger RNA from Pseudozyma hubeiensis SY62, 1443 nucleotides. RefSeq names its product amino acid transporter. Lineage: Eukaryota; Fungi; Basidiomycota; Ustilaginomycetes; Ustilaginales; Ustilaginaceae. The record is from RefSeq and is a predicted model, not a curated record. The transcript has a single exon. Bases 1 to 1443 code for a protein of 480 amino acids.
AUGACCGAGCACGACCUCUCCGCUCUUGACGGGCUGCUCGACGAGCUCGACAUCGAGGAGAAGGGCGAUCACGAUCCUCGAGCCGCCAAAAUCAAGGCCCUGUUCGAGAAAGCCAGAGCCGAAUAUACCGCCAAAAUCGACACUCCAACAUGGUACAUCUCGCCCAGUGCCAACACCACUGCACCCUUCGAUAUCGACUCCUUCGUUGUGCCCCGUCCCUCGCAGCUGCUCACCGAGCGCAAGGCUAGUCGCACCGCAUCGACCAACCAAGAAUGGACUGCAAACUACCUCUACAGCCAAGGACACUUUGAGACAUGUCUUUCCUACGUAGCGUCGUUUGCCGUUUCUGUGGGGAUCGACUUUCCGAUUGACUCAAAGAAUGGAUUGGGCCAGAGGACCAUCAACGAGCACGACAGCUCGCAGCUCGUCCUACGACGCUCCAGUCAAGAGCGCGAGCUUACCAAGAACUGGGGGACUAUCAAAGACGUCAUCGAUGCCGGGAUUCGUUCCCUCCUUACGAUCCUGCGCUAUGCAACAGCCAAACCGUCGAUCGAUGCAUGGGUACCACAAACGUCAAAUAUGGAGACCUCGACUUGCCACUGGGGCAAGAUCAGCCUCCACGCCUUGGCCAACGGCUUCCUCACCUUUUGCAUGCGCGAGAUCCGCAUCGGAGCGGUCGAUAGUCGAGCCGGUUACUCAGGUAUGAUCAUUCGCUCAGAAAAUGGCGACCUCAAGCCGGCAGUCGACGUGGAGAAACUCAGGAUCCAGAAUUGGACCGUCACGCACGGUCUUGCACUCACGGCGGGAGAUCUUGCGCUAGAGCUGGGUUUGCAUCGCACUGCCAUCGAAGCACACACACUGUUCCUCGCUGCUCGCGGCCAAAUGUGGCGUGUGCUGCUCGCUCUCGCAAACGAACUCGCGAGCUAUCACGAUUCGCUUGCGAAGCACAACCGAGCAAGUACCAAGGCUCGCGAAUCGCUCAAAGUAGUAGCAAGCGCUGCCAUCGUCGCAGCCAUACAAGCUGCCCCCCGUCCGAGACGAAUCGAGGUGGCGGAAAGUAUCAUCACCCACCUGCGUGUCGUUCCUGCACAGUGGAUCUCCGAAACACUCGACGAGCAGCACGACGUAUCGCCGCCGUUCGACGACGAAGACGAUCUGCUCUUCAACGGCUUACUCCAGCCACUCGACCUGCAGGCUGACGACAGCCGGUCGAUACUGCCGGAGGAGAUCGGCAUUGCGCUCGUCAAGGUCGUUUUCGCCAAGAAGAGCGGUAUCCUCGCCAUCUACACCAAGUUCGCUACGUACAUGCGCGAGUAUACGCAGCGUCUUCAGACACACACUUCGGCGGAAGAUGCUGCUGGUGGAGGGUGGCAAGGUGAUCUUGAUGCGGUGGAGGAUGAUGAUGUUGCUGAAAAUGGUCCACGUAGCGUCCGGACGCUGUGA